This is a messenger RNA of Fusarium keratoplasticum, 474 nucleotides long. RefSeq lists its product as uncharacterized. Lineage: Eukaryota; Fungi; Ascomycota; Sordariomycetes; Hypocreales; Nectriaceae. The record is from RefSeq and is a predicted model, not a curated record. The transcript has 3 exons. The coding region runs from base 1 to 474 and encodes 157 amino acids.
AUGGCUUCUUGUACUCCAUCCGACUCUGCGGACCCUGAUGUCGCUGGGAUUGGUGUGCUGAUCUCGUUUGCCGCCUCGUCAUUUCUCACCAUCCUGGCAAUCCUCGUCGCCUACUUUGGCCAAGCGCUCCGACCUGAUCGAUAUAGCCAACUUGACGAGGCCAUCAUUACUGGGCUUGGCCGCCGCUCAAAGGCUAGCAAUGAGGUUCGAAAGCAGCGCAUUGCAGCUUUUGAGUCCUUCAUCAAAGCCCUUUCCGACCAACAACUAUUCACCAGUCUGGCCCUCACGGUAGCGAUAUACCUGCUUCGAUAUGGCGUGAACGGGCUUGACGCUCAAGUGUCUGCAUACUCGUACUGUUUGGCAGUCAACAUCGCGCUACUUUCUUGCUUCGUUCACCUAUCUGCCGUGACCAUUCUACGGGAUCAUCUUGAAAAAUUCAAGCGGCUUCGGAAUAAUGGAAAAGCCACAAUAUAA